Molecule: messenger RNA, 1790 nt
Organism: Aspergillus versicolor CBS 583.65
Lineage: Eukaryota; Fungi; Ascomycota; Eurotiomycetes; Eurotiales; Aspergillaceae
Product: CCCH zinc finger protein
Exons: 5
Coding region: 119-1477 (452 amino acids)
Cellular component (GO): nucleus
Molecular function (GO): metal ion binding
Source: RefSeq, a predicted model, not a curated record
UGACUUGGAGCUUGACCGACUCUUCCAAACCAGCGCAACAGAGCGCAGACGCAGUGAAGAAGUGUUUUUACCAUUUGGCUCGCCAGUCUUCAAUACGCGACUGAAAGAUUUGGUCAAUAUGACUGAAGAUCAGGACCUGAUGGCUAAGAUCAGCCAGCUUGCUGGUCAGAUUAACAGGCACAAAAAUGGAACACCGCAGACGCAGUCACAGUCGCCCCAACCUGGAGAGCCACAUGCCGGUCCCCAUGUAUCACGACAUACCUCGUACCGUGGCCGCCCUGGUUGGGCUCCUUACAGAGGACGGCCGUACAGGCGAGGGCGUGGAGCAGCUCCCCACCGCCACCGUACCCUGAUUCUCAACAACUCGACGACCCCGGCGUCGCAUAACGCGGCCCCUGCUGAUGCCAUGGCGGUAGAUUCAGACGAGCAGAGUCGCUCAGCGACACCGAAUGCCUGGGUGACAAAGCACGCGCGACAUAUGCAGCUAAUUAACUCUGCAGUUUAUGACAAAGAGGCGGAGAAAAGGGUUAAGGCUCUGGAAGAAACCCGCAAAGCAAAGGCGCAGAAAAAGGCACAGGCCGAACAGGCGAAGGUGCUACAGUUUGCGCAAGGCGUGGGUAGACAGUUUCCCUCCUCCACACCGCAGGUCCCUGCCACUGGGACAUCAUCCGGGGAGUACCAGAUAUUUCUCAACGACAUCCCUUUCCGCGUGUCUCGCGGAGGUGGCAAGCUGAUCAGAGUUUCUAAUGACCCGACCACUGCGAACAAUACGCCCAAGCGGGUGAAAGUUGCUGGUGUGACGUUUGUCCGGAGCAAGAACGGCAACCUCCAUCGACUAGGGGCAGUAACCUCGAAAAGGAUACCAUCGGCAAUUAAGAAAAAGGACGAGCUUUGCCAAAGAUUCACAACGACGGGUACCUGCUACAAGGGACCUUCAUGCCUGUACGUCCAUGACCCGAACAAAGUCGCUAUUUGCAAAGAUUUCCUUCAGACAGGCAAAUGUAGCGCAGGUAAUAGUUGCGAUUUGUCACACGAGCCGUCCCCUCAUAGGUCCCCUGCUUGUGUACAUUUCCUUCGAGGUCGUUGUUCUAACCCAGAAUGUCGCUAUACCCACGUCCGAGUCACGCCCGGAGCGCCGGUGUGUAGGGCUUUUGCAACAUUGGGAUACUGUGAUAAAGGCGAAGAAUGCGAGGAGCGACAUGUUCACGAAUGCCCAGACUACGCGAACACAGGUGUUUGCAAGAAAAAGAACUGCCGACUACCACAUGUUGAUCGUGCUGGACAGAUUCGAAAGAAUGCUGCUCCAAAGGAAGACGCCUCUGAUGGUGAAGAGUCUGAUGCUUCUAGCGAAGAAGAAGAGUAUGACGAGAUCGGAUCCGAUGAUGUCGACUCUGAUUAUCUUUCCGAUGAGGGAGAGCUUAUCGAAGGAGCGGAGACUGGUGAAAUCUCGAAGCAGCAGGAUUUCAUCAGCCUCUGAUUGUGCUCAAUCACUAACUACAGUCUGUAAUCCAGGGUUGGGUCCGCUUUGGACAAGACCCCAAGGAGGAAGACGGAUAGGGGAACAGUCCUUACUUGGACACCAAGUCGAAUUUUUGCUCGUUUUUAUUGCUAUCAUGGAAGAUACCCCCGGAUUUCACAUCCAGAUUUGUACAACAUGAUUCUCGCAGAUCCGAUUAGGAGCUGAUAUAGUGCGGCACACAAUGGUUCGAUAGAGGAACGGAGGCGGAUAGUAGAGUAUCAUUAUUUUGACACCAGGACAUUGAGAUAGGGAAAAUAAAAACAAUGGAGUU